AUGGCACUAGUGGACGCGCUGUGCGCCUCCAGCGUCGACAAUGCGGCGCUCGUCUACAGCACCUUCAACGCCGCAGGCUUCCUCUUCGACAAUGCCGCGGGUUUCUACGACGGCACCGGCAUUGCCGAUGGCCCGGCGCUUGCGCUGCAGGCGGCCGACAGAGCGCCGGGGCUGUCCGCCGCGGGUGACGUGGCGCCGUGCCUGGAGAAGCAGUCCACGUCGUCGCCCGCGCCGCCGAGGAGGAAGCGGCGUCGGCGGGCGAGGAGCUGCAAGUCGAGGGAGGAGACCGAAUGCCAGCGCAUGACCCACAUCGCCGUGGAGCGCAACCGCCGGCGCCAGAUGAACGAGUACCUCGUCGUGCUCCGCUCCCUCAUGCCAGAGUCCUACGUCCAGAGGGGUGACCAGGCAUCGAUCGUCGGAGGGGCGAUAGAUUUCGUCAAGGAGCUGGAGCAGCAGCUGCAGUCGCUGGAAGCGCAGAAGCGGACGCUGGCUCACUACCAGCAGCACAAGGCAGGAUGCGACGCGACGCCGCUGCCGGCGGCCAUGCCGACGCGCGCCAGCACCAGCGGUGGCAACGCCUGCGUGGAGUCCACGAGCAACUGCAGCAGCAGCGUCACCGAGGCGGACGGCGCGUCCGACGCGCCGCCGUUCGCGGGGUUCUUCACGUACCCGCAGUACGUGUGGCGCCAGUCGCCGCGCGACGCCACGACGCUGUCGGCGGACGAGAGCCGCGCCGGGGUGGCCGACAUCGAGGUGAACCUGGUGGAGACGCACGCCAGCCUCCGCGUCAUGGCGCCGCGGCGGCCCGGCCAGCUGCUCCGCAUGGUCGCCGGCCUGCAGGCGCUCCGUCUCACCGUGCUGCACCUCAACGUCACCGCGCUCGACUCCCUGCUCCUCUACUCCCUCAGCCUCAAGGUGGAGGAGGGAUGCGGCCUGACGACGGCGGACGACAUCGCGGCGGCGGUGCACCAUGUGCUCUGCUUCAUCCACGCGGAGGCGGGGGCGGCGUCGCAGCAGCUGCUCGCGCCGGCGCAGUAG
Triticum turgidum subsp. durum (durum wheat) is the source of this 1038-nucleotide messenger RNA. The record is from the annotation of a GenBank genome assembly. NCBI's taxonomy places the organism in Eukaryota, Viridiplantae, Streptophyta, Magnoliopsida, Poales, Poaceae.